This is a messenger RNA of Lathyrus sativus (Indian pea), 1137 nucleotides long. The record is from the annotation of a GenBank genome assembly. NCBI's taxonomy places the organism in Eukaryota, Viridiplantae, Streptophyta, Magnoliopsida, Fabales, Fabaceae.
AUGAAGAUUUCAUACACCUCAAACCGAUUUCUCAUCUUCAUCAUCUUUACUGCAUGCUUAUGUUUAUACGUUGCUAUUCAAAAGAAAAAACCUGACGAAAAUAAAGAUAUCUUAAAUAUAUCUUCAAGAUUGGAGAUCCCAACGAGUAAGUACACCUCCAUAUCGGAUCUUAAACUUGAUAAGCUUCCUAAUCAAGAUGAUGUUAUAGAAUUAUUUCAAGGAUGGAAGAAAGAAAAUGGACGAGUAUACAAUGAUCUAGAAGAGAUGUCAAAGAAAUUUGCCACUUUUGUUUCAAAUUUGAAGUAUAUCGUAGAGAGUAAUGCAAAGAGAGACUCGCCUAAUAGCGUUCGUCUUGGUCUGACCUACUUUGCUGAUUUGAGCAUCACGGAGUUCAGAGAAACACACAUGCCCUUAAACACUGACGCCAUGGAUAUUGUGAACGAUGAUGAUGUUCAGGACGUAACAUGUAGUGAUCCACCUUCAUCCUUGGACUGGAGGUUGAAAGGAGCUGUCACUCCUGUUAAGAAUCAACGCCUUUGUGGUGCAUGUUGGGCAUUCGGAACUGUAGGGGCCAUUGAAGGAAUAGUUGCAAUAAAGACAGGGAAGCUAAUCUCCCUUUCAGAGCAAGAGAUUCUAGAUUGUGAUGUAACUGGAAGUUGUGCUAGAGGAUUAGUGGGCAGAGCAUUCUAUUGGGUAGAAGAAAACAAUGGGAUUGCAACAAAUGAAUCUUAUCCUUAUACGGCUAGCAAGGGUGUUUGCAGAUCCUCCCAGAUUCAAAACAGUGAAAAUAGUAGUAUUUCUGCACAUAAGUCAGCCCCGAGAUCAGACAGGGGACUAUUGUGUGCAGUUGCUAAGCAGCCUAUUGUUGUUAUGAUUUAUUCCCGUUCACAAUCAUAUCAACUUUACACGCAUGGAGUAUUUCAAGGUGACGAUUGUCCGUUGGAUUCUGUGGAAGUAAGCCACACCAUGUUACUAGUGGGAUAUAAUUCUACAGACACCGAAGAUUAUUGGAUUGUGAAGAAUUCGGGAGGGCCAACAUGGGGAAUGCAGGGUUAUAUGUGGAUCAAAAGGAACACUAAUAAAAAGUAUGGAGUGUGUGCAAUCAAUGCAUGGGCUUCUUUUCCAAUCAAAAAUUAA